Ixodes scapularis (black-legged tick) is the source of this 2699-nucleotide messenger RNA. RefSeq names its product citron Rho-interacting kinase-like. Gene Ontology annotation, molecular function: protein serine/threonine kinase activity. Gene Ontology annotation, cellular component: cytoskeleton; cytoplasm. The transcript is spliced from 18 exons. Gene Ontology annotation, biological process: actomyosin structure organization; peptidyl-threonine phosphorylation. The coding region runs from base 108 to 2591 and encodes 827 amino acids. NCBI's taxonomy places the organism in Eukaryota, Metazoa, Arthropoda, Arachnida, Ixodida, Ixodidae. The record is from RefSeq and is a predicted model, not a curated record.
GCCAGGAGGAGGAGCUGGAGGAGCACCGGGCCGGGGACGGGGAGGCAUCGGCGACCCUGGAGUCCCUCCGGCGGGCGCUGUCGGAGCGGGAGGCUCUCCUGGAGCAGAUGGGGGCCCAGGUCCUGUCCCUGCGCAGGGAGCUGGGGGACCAGGAGGCCUCGGCCAGGGCAUUGCGGCGCAGGGAGGAGGGCCUGCAAGGGGAGAACCUGGCCAUCAAGGAGGAGGCAUCGCGGCACAUCACGACAAUAGCGUCCCUCAAGUCGAGCAACCUGACGCUGAGCCAGGAGCUGGAGGAGUGCCGGGCGAGGCACGCGGACACCCUGGACUACGUCGAGCAGCUCGAGAGCGAACUGGAUGGCCAGAAGAGCUUUGCCGAGACCGAGAUGCUGAAGCUGAACCAGACCCUCGCCCAGCAGACGAAGCUGAUCGACUUCCUCCAGACCAAGGUGGCCGAGCUGGACAAGAAGAAAAAGAAGUUCUUUGGGGGCGGCCGGAGCGGCAAGGAGGGGACGCUGGCCCGCACGGACGCAGAGGGGGCCCUGGAGCGGGAGCGGUCCAAGUGCCGCCGCCUCCAGGACCAGCUGGACAGCGCCAGAGCAGAGGCCAUGCUUCUGCGCCAACAGCUGUCUACUGCAGCAGCAGCUGGGACGGACGCGCCCCACUCGGCCAAGCUGGUCUCCGUGCCGACGUCGCCCAGGAGCCGGGCGCUGCUCACGGCCCUCACCAUGUCACCCAGCACCAACAUGGACUCUCGCACAGGGGUGCCGUCCGAGGAAGGGGAGCCCGGCGGAGGGGCGCCCAAGGGCCCGCCCCUGCGCAUGCAGCACAACAUUCCCCACCGCUUCCAAGUGGUCCUGUGCAUGCGAGGCACCAAGUGUGCGGCCUGCCUCGAUUCCGUGCACUUCGGACGCUACGCUUCGCGCUGCGAAGAGUGCCAGGCAGUGUGCCACCCCAAGUGCUCGACGCUGGUGCCCAGCACGUGCGGCGUGCCGGCCGAGUAUGUGCGCCAGUUCUCGGACUCUGUGAGCUGCCAGCGGUCGUCGCCGCCGGCUCUGGGCCGCCACGUCCGGUUUGCCCCGGGCCUGUCGGAGGUGACCUUCGACCAGUUGCAGCCCCAGGGAUGGGUCAAGCUGCCCAGGGGCGGGGGCAAGCCCGGCUGGGACCGCUGCUUCCUGGCCCUGCGGGGGGACACCCUGUACGUGCUGGGCCAGGCGGUGGACGGGGGGACGGACGAGGGCACGCUGGCCUCCCUGUGCCGGGACCGGCUGUGCCUCAAUCCCCCUGACGGGGAGGCCCUGGUGAGCAGCGCCGUGUCGGCCUCCGAGCUGCUGGGCACGGCCAAGACGGACCUGCCUUACACCUUCAAGCUGGAGCUCAGGCCCACAAGCACCUGCUGGCCCUCCAGGUGCCUGUACAUUAUGGUACCCACCUUUGAGGAGAAGCAGAUGUGGGUCUCGGUGCUCGAAGAGUGCGUCGGGAAGAACCUGGAUGCUGCCUGUAAGAACACUCUGGGUGACACUGUGCUCUUGCUUGAGGGAGACCAAGUGCUGGACGUCAACUGCACAUACGAGCUGUCGUUCGAGUACCUGUUGCUGGGAGCCAUGGAGGGUCUGUUUGUGGUGGACCUCGUGGGCUGCAGUGUGCGACGCAAGGUGGCCGAUGUUCCCGCCGUCUUCCAGAUUGGCCUGGCACGUCGCUUGGGUGUCGUCCUUGCCAUCUUAGGGGAGGAGCGCAAGCUUAAGCUGGCGCAGUGGGACUCUCUGCGGCCGUGGGUGGAGUCGACGCCCGGCAUAGAAGUGUCCCCGGCGCCCUCGUGGCGCCUGGUGGAAGACAUCGGGGAGUGCCACCUGUUCGCCCUUUCGGAGGACGGGGCCACCCUGUGCGUGGCCACCGCAAAGACCGUCCACCUGAUGCACUUCAACCCGGCCAGCGGAAACUACAGCCGCCGCAAGUUGGUGAACACGAGCGAGCCCUGCAGCUGCAUCCACUUCACUCCGUUCACCAUCCUGAUCGGCACCGACACUUUCUACGAGAUUGACGCCAAGGACUACAGCAUAGAGCCGUUCCUGGACCCCACGGACACCUCCCUGUCCUUCCUCAUGUACGGCGCCACCCAGCUUCGCAGCUUCCCUGUGGCCAUCCUGCAGCUGGCACCUCCGGAGUACAACCCCGAAUACCUGCUCUGCUUCCACGAGCUGGGCGUAUUUGUGGACCAGGACGGAAGGCGAACACGUGAGGACGACCUCAAGUGGAAGCGCCUGCCCCUGGCCUUCGCGUACAAGGCACCCCACCUCUUCAUUGGGCACUUCAAUGCCGUCGAGAUUCUGGAGAUCAAGCCACGAGGGAGCAAGGACAGCGGGCUUCACCGGACGGUGCUUGUGAGUCAGCCACGCUUCCUGGGGCUGUCCCACCUGGGCUCCAUGUACCUGGCCUCCUUCGGGCCGAGACAGGUGCGGCUGCUCUCCGUCAAUGCGGCCUGCGAGUCCGCUCUGCCCAGCACCAAAGCCAGUCUGGAGAAUGGGGCCGAGGAAUGCAACGAGGAGCUGGAGUUCUCCUUCACCUCGUCUGUUGUCGAGAUGCUGGACGACUGAGGGCCCCUCCCAACCUGCCCCCCCAAUAUUUAUGAAAGGACACCUGCCAUGUUUUGUACUUAUUUUAAAGUUUUAUUGUAUCAUUCUUAUUAAAUGUGAAAAAACUUG